AUGUUUGGAGGCUCACGGAGGCGGCAGCCUCCCGCCCAACCCCUAACAAGGGAAACGGCGAAUCCUAAUGCCGCCACCGCAGCAGCAGCGGUAUUUAUGAGUCGACGCGACUCCAACUCGUCCUUGUCUUCGGCUGCUGCCGCUGCAGCCCUCAGGGCGCGGCCGAUGACUCCGACGAAUGUCGCCGAGGUACAGUCAAAAAGAGCACACAGGAGAAGCCCUUCCCUCACUUCCCUCACUGGCAGCGUGAGAGGACGUCGCGAGCUCACGAGAACCCCCAGUGUGGGUUCUAUGAUGGAGCGCACCUUUCGUACACCCUCACCAGGCCGCAGUCCAGUUCCAAGGGAGCGUGACGUGCCACCUGUCCCAGCUAUGCCCAGUGUUGACCAAAUCAUGGCCAGCCAGCAAACUAACGGACACACAAAGGGUACAAGAGGACCCGUCCUACAGACCCAACCAUUUAGGACAGCCAGUCAGAAAAUGAAGGAUGGUCAAGCAACAUGGUUUGGCGGCGCAACCGCCCGAGAGUCGGUCAGCCCUCGACACGCCGACGCCGCGAUACACUCUGCGACCUAUCUUCCCGAACCACGACCCGGCAGCGUCAGUCCAUCUAUCAACUUCUCGUAUCCUCGGACUAGAACCCUAUCUCCCACGCCCUCCGUUGAUGACACCCUCGUCUACGACCCCAACUCCCGACGAAUGAUCCCCAAAAGCGAACUCGUAGCCCGUUCCCAAAGUGUGCGUGAGGUGUCUGAGAAACCGAAAAAGAAGAAGCAAGGCGUGAACAGAGCAGGGUCUCAUCUAUCCAAAGGUACGGUUGGUGGACGCACUAGAGCGCCUGCUUUGGAGGAUCAUCCCGAACCAGAGCCCGAACCUCAGCCACCAGUUGAGCGAGAAACUGAAUCCGCCUCGGUUAUCGCCCCCGAAUCCGUAGUUCAACAACCGCCGGAUGGCACGGUGAAGAAGAAGAAAAAGAAGAAGAAGAAGAAGGCUGCGGUGCAACCCGACGCUCCUGUAGCUGCUGAAGAGCCAGCAAUUGCGGCAGAAGAGCCUGCUGUUGCCAGACCAGCUCCUGCCAAGAAAUCUUCAGCCGUGGAAGAGGAGCCGCGGAGGGAAGACGUAGAGGGACAAAACAACGAACAAAAGCACAUGGAUUCAGCAACAGGAGCUGCCGUGGCGAUACCCGCGGCUGAGGCGACGUCACAAAUGAAACCUGAGACUUCAGUCGCCAACCAAAAAUCACCAGCUAGCCAGGCUCGUGUUCAUUCGGAAAGUCCUGCGCGAUCCGCGCACUUUGCUUCGUCAUCAACGGAUCAACUGGUCGUUAAGCACGAACCGCCACCUCGAUCAGUGUCUCCUCGCAAAUCAGCCAUGAAGCUGUCUUCACAAGCUAGAGGCGUCUCGCCGUCUGACGAUGGCUCCGAAGCAUCGAGUAGCAGGCAUCUCAGCCCUCAAGAAAAUGAAGAUCCUGCCUUGUCCCGGAAAAAGAGCGCACGAGUCAGCUGGGACGACAGAAGUACAGUUGUCGUUGGUGAAGGCGUGCCACCCCAGGAAACCGAUUCACCCAUGAUUCCAAGUCCUCAGACGAAGAAACCGUGGCACAGCGUUGUGUCCAAGUUUACCAAGAAGGACAAUGUGAGCAUUGCUGAGGACGAAACAAUGACCCCUCGACCAGCUCUGCCGCAAUUUGGCAGCGUUCGGGAAAAGAAAGUCAGAGAAACGGAGGAGCGCCCUCUGGUUAGGCCGUCGGAGCGCGUGUUCACUAGUCAGAAUGGAUCUGCUGCUCCUGGCACAGGUCAAUCGUCAGACGCCGCCAUUGGGGCUGCAAUCACGCAGGAUUUGGCUUCUAAAAACGCCGCCAACAUCUCCAAGUAUAGAGAGCCACUUCCAGCGAGCCAGACUUCUACCGAAAUCAGUCAAACCCAAGUCGAUGUUGACGAAAGCUCAGACGAUGAUUUGGACACGGAUGUCACCACGGAGCCCGAAGAUGUUCCCGAGUCGACCGCUUCCAAGGGACCUGCUCCCCAUGUUUCGGAACCUCCGGUAACUCCUACAAAGGCUGGCACAGCCAAGAAGGAGAGUGAUGAAAGUGUGCCGACAAUUUCAGUCUCUCAUCCAAGCCCUCGUCCUCAAGGUUCCGGGGAAGCCACACCACCAGGAGGAUUCCCUGACGAUCAGGAUACAUCUAGGGACAAUAGCGACGACGAAGAAUCUGACAGUUCUGGCUUGUCAACGCCGACUCGAUCUACUGGGCCUGCUGGGGCUAUUGGCACAGGAAUGGCCGACAUUGUGGAGGAGGAUGAGGAAACAGAAAAUGACCGAUUCAGUGACGCGUAUGAAGAUCUUGAGGAAGUGGACGGUGAUGGAUUCCUAUCCCUGGAUGCGGUUGUUGACAGCCCGACAACUGGAAAGGUAAACAAGAAGCAAGUUGAGGACACGCCUAUUGUAACCAAACCCAAAGAUAGCCUCGAGGACGAUCGAGAGUUUUCUACUCCCGUAGAAGGCGCUGAAGAUGCUGGAGAACCAGACGACUGGGAAAAUGCAAAGGCAUACUGGAAGAGCCUUUCGAUUGAAAAACGCCGACAACUAGAGAUUGAGGCCCUGUCAGAAGCUGGCGAGGAUGCGAGCACUCCCAAGAAGGAGGCCAAAGCAGAAGCUAAGAAACCAGUCACGAAAGACACUGCCCCAGCAUUGGCUCCUUCCCUCGAUGAGCGAUCCUAUCAGAUCAAACCGGGCACCAAGUGGUCUGAAGCCGAGGGUGACAUUGGCGAUGAGCAGCAGACCAGUGUUGCUAAACAAGCGUCAGUUCUUGCAGCCAACCCAAAGACCACUGAGACUGCCAUGCCGAAGCUUCGUACGUCGAUGCGCCAGUCCAUGCGUGCCGAUGCUCCUGCGCCGGUGCGUGAUACUAGUUCGGAGCGGUCAGGGGGUAUGAGAAAGUCGAUGAGAACUGGCCCUCCUCCGGCCAAGGCCCAAUCAUCAAGACCAAAUACCACAGCCGAACCGAUCGCGAGGUCUGCCUCAGCUGCCAUGUCCUCCACUGCCCCCAAGUUGGGAAUGCGACAAUCUAUGAGAAACGGUCAGCCUAACGGUGAUGGUCUGCGGCCGACCUUGUCCGCUUCGGGACGGCCUGCAUCAUAUCACCAGCCCUCGACAACAGGUCCAAUAAAGGGACACAAGCGAAACAUGUCAUCGGACGACCUGAGUUCGUCAUCUGUCAUCAAGCCAACAUUACGGCGCCGGGGCUCAGGGGACAGUGAGAGCAGCUUUAAACGCAAGCGAUCUGGAUCUGGAGAGGUACACAACUUCCGAAUGUCGAUGCGCGCAAGCAUGCGUGAACCACCAUCACCGAGUGAUGCUGCGAAACGAUUUAGUCUGCGAUCAUUGUCACCUCCGGCCUUUAGACGCAACUCAUUUUCAUCCUUGCCUCCAGGUACUUCUACAUCCAUGAGUGGUGGCUCUGGCCGUAUGCGCCAAUCCUUGCGAGAUCGACCGGCAACUUCGAGCUCUCGCUUAAAGAUGGGAGGCUUCAAGAAGCCUUCAGCCUUCGGCAAGAAAUCCAAGGGUGGCAGCCGUUUUGCUGAUUCCAGUGACGAGGAGGAUGGAGUUGGUCCAUCGGUCUUUAGAAGCCGUUUCGCUGAUUCAAGCGAUGAGGAUGAGCCGAUGCCCUUGCCCAAGAGCAAGGGUCUUCCCAAGUCUCUUCGUAACGGCAAUAGAUCCAACGUCGGCGCACCUGACCGCGACAUGGCUUCUUCGGAUCUGCCAGACGAAGAUGAGGGCAUUUUGCAGCCGAAACGUGACAACAUGGUGAAUGGCCAGUCCUCGCUCCGCCGGAGUCGAUCUGGUCGCGGUACUCUAGACCGAAUUCCACAGAACGACAUGACCAAGCCAACCACCCGACGUGGAAGUUUCAUGUCUAUCCUACGUCGAAAGAAGGAUCCUUCGGACAAGAUAUCAAAGGAGCUCGGCGAGAGCGCUGCUCGGAAAGACACCAAUCUAGAGCGUACAACCGAAGAGCUGGCUGUACUUCGCAGCAACUCUCUUCACAAACGUGGUCCAAGCUGGCCGCUACCCGAUGAAGAGGGCACCGACGCCGAGGAUGGCAGAUCAAAAGAGCCAGCUCGGCCGUCUACCUCUGGUGGACCGUCACCAUCAAAGAAAAGCACAUUUUUGCGUCGGAGGAGCACGUCACAAGGCAUGGUUGGCCUUGGCCACCCAGAAGUCGACACCACCGUGCCUGUUCCUGAGAUUCCUGACACAUUGGUCGGUACCGAAUCAGCACGAUCUCAACAACAACCAAAAAAGAAGAAGUUUGGGGCACUGCGAAAGAUGUUUGGUAUCCACGACUAG
Messenger RNA from Pochonia chlamydosporia 170, 4350 nucleotides. RefSeq lists its product as hypothetical. NCBI's taxonomy places the organism in Eukaryota, Fungi, Ascomycota, Sordariomycetes, Hypocreales, Clavicipitaceae. Bases 1 to 4350 code for a protein of 1449 amino acids. The record is from RefSeq and is a predicted model, not a curated record. The transcript is spliced from 2 exons.